UUUUUUACGAUAUUUAACCUUCUCUGUUCAUAAACCUCCCUCGAUUCAUUUCGCCCACAAACUCGCUCUAGGGUUUUGAUUGGCGACUCUGAAGAUCGAAAGACAAUGGGCCAGAAGAAGAAGUCAGCUUCGCUUUUCAUCAGGCUUGUUUCUGCUGCUGGGACUGGAUUCUUUUAUGUGAAGAGGAAGAACCCCAAGCGGAUCCAGACAAAGCUUGAGUUCCGGAAGUACGACCCGCGGGUGAAUCGCCAUGUUCUGUUUACCGAGGCAAAGAUGAAGUGACGCAGAAAAAAGGCCCAUGACAAGAUCCAUCUGUGCGUGUCCUAUAUCCUGGAUCAGCAUGGUGUUGCUCCUAUUACUUGUAGUCCAUUUUUCAAUUAACCUGCCCCUAGAUGCAGAAAACAUAGGAGUAGUAUUUUCAACCAAGGGAUAGUUUCUAAAUUCUCAGUGUAUCGUUUGCAGUGUGACGACUUCUGUUAUAUUUCUUGGAAGUGCCAAACUUUGUUAUCAGGAAUACACGAUUCACGGUAAGUAUCAUUCGGUUUGAUUCGACACGCCAAGCAAUUGGCUUGGGUACUGAACACCAUCAAGCGAGAUGUGUAGAACACACGGCGAUAUGGAUAUCGAGAGCCUUUUGAGGAGAGCAGUAAGAUUGCAUGAACUGCAAAAUUUUAAUCAUCCACCCAUUUGAUGAGGUGUAGAAUCUUGUAAUGGGUUUAAUGUCGUAUAUAAAUUCUUAUUGUAAUAAGAUUUCUCUCAAUUUGGUUUGGCAAAAUAAUAGUACUACUACUUGUUAUUCCGAUA
Messenger RNA from Rhododendron vialii, 804 nucleotides. RefSeq lists its product as uncharacterized. Gene Ontology annotation, biological process: translation. The record is from RefSeq and is a predicted model, not a curated record. The transcript has 2 exons. Gene Ontology annotation, cellular component: large ribosomal subunit; ribosome. Bases 106 to 282 code for a protein of 58 amino acids. Gene Ontology annotation, molecular function: structural constituent of ribosome. NCBI's taxonomy places the organism in Eukaryota, Viridiplantae, Streptophyta, Magnoliopsida, Ericales, Ericaceae.